Messenger RNA from Myxocyprinus asiaticus (Chinese sucker), 1122 nucleotides. RefSeq names its product transmembrane protein 199-like. The transcript is spliced from 7 exons. Gene Ontology annotation, biological process: vacuolar proton-transporting V-type ATPase complex assembly. The record is from RefSeq and is a predicted model, not a curated record. The coding region runs from base 375 to 965 and encodes 196 amino acids. Gene Ontology annotation, cellular component: endomembrane system. Lineage: Eukaryota; Metazoa; Chordata; Actinopteri; Cypriniformes; Catostomidae.
CAAUUGACACAAAGCGGAAGCGUUUCAUCUUACGUCACCAAAAGAGGAUAAACAGAUGUCAGGUGAUGUGCUGAAAAAGAAGUCUGGAAAAUGCGUUAUUUAGGACAAAUUCUGUAAAAUAUUCGUUAUGCGUUUGUAAAAUUGCAGGGUUAUAUAUAUCUCAGUGUUGUUGAGAAUAUUUUUGAUCUUUUUUGGCGCUGCAUUGGUAGAUUUAAGCUUCAGAGCUUUCGUCUUGCAUUAGGUUAAAUAAAGAAGUUCUUCUCUACUCUCUGAAAUGAAUUCCUACUAUUCGGUUUGAUGUCCAUAUAACCUAAAAAUAUACCAGAUAUAGAAUUCCAGAUACACUUUAUAGUGUACUGGUAUCUUUGUUAGCCAUGGCUUCUUCAUUUAAAAUCAGAGAGCAAUUUCAUGAGAAGGUGAAAGGUUUACUGGAGGGAGAGUCUUCCUUAUCUGAAGAUCUGAGGGAAGAACUGGAGGACCUGAAAGAACAAUCCACCAUACCAUUCAAGACUGUGAGAAAACUCCACAAGCUUCUUCAAGAAAAUGGGCACCCAGUGUACCUUCAUGAACUGCUUGAGGACAGCACACUUUAUCUUCCAGAGGUCAUAACACCUCCAAGGAACCCCCAGCUGGUGGCCCGCUUAGAAAAAAUUAAAGCAAAACUUGCCAAUGAAGAAUAUAGGAGAAUUACACGGAAUGUAAAUCCACAGCAGGAAAUUAAUCAUCAUGGAACCUUAGCAGACUUUGGAAGACAAGUGCGUUCUGUCAAGGCAGUUGUUGUUACGGUGUUCAACUUCCUGGUAACCGUAGUUGCAGCAUUUGCCUGUUCAUAUCUGGGCAGCCAGUAUAUCUUCACUGAGACGGCAGCGAGAGUAAUAUCCGCAGUGAUUGCAGCUUCUGUUGUUGGUCUGGCAGAACUUUAUGUUCUGGUUCGGACUAUGGAGGGAGACCUUGGAGAGCCCUAACACCAGACAGCAAUUAGUUUGUGACAGGAUGUUGUAGUCGAACUCUGUGGGGAAGAACGAGUGGACCAGGGCACAAAAUGCCAUGCCGUCACUCCAGCUGGAUGAGAAGUUUUGAAUGUCAGUGUUCUGCAGAUUGAUGGAAGAGAGUGAGGUUGUU